CUGAUAUGUCACUGUUAACAGCUGCGUUAUGGACGGUGUGCUUUAAGACCUACUCUGUGUAGCUAUCUAAGUGGCUUUAGUGAAAUUAGUUGGAGUGGAUGUAUUACUGCGAGAGAAGACCUUUUGAGAGAAGAAAGCAACAGUUUGAGAGAAGACAGCUGGAUGUCACAACAGCUGGAAUCGUCGUUUGCUCGACACCUGACGGCCAAAUCAGGUAAUUUAUUUUUGUCAGGUGUAGCACUGGUUAGCCGUCCAGAAAACAAAAUAUAUUGCACUUGAUUACACCGUGAGGAUUACUAGCCUGGCAUACAGAUAUUACACAGAGUUUAAAAAUGAAAUAAGGUGGCAACUAUUUAUUUAUUUUAAAAAGUUCAGUUACUUAACACACAAUUACCGUAAGUGUGAACAUUAAAAUAUAUACGAUUAAAAGUAAUUAACCUUAUGUUCUCGGUCCUCUUCAAGAUAAAAUCAUCAAUUAAUUAUUUUGUAAAGAUUUCAUAUAUAUAUUUUUUUAAAUACUUGCUUUACUUGUCAGUCAAGAUUCAGGCUAUCAAUUUUACUAGUCAUAACAUUUUAACAUAUAAAGUUAACUAGGUCAUUAGGGUAUAACCUAUCAAGUUAACUAGGUCAUUGUGUUGUAACAUAUCAUGUUAACUAGGUCAUUAUAUUAUAAUGUAUCAAGUUAACUAGGUCAUUAUAUUGUAACGUAUCAAGUUAAUUAGGUCCUUUUAUUGUAACAUGUAAAGUCAACUAGGUCAUUAUGUUAUAACGUAUCAAGUUAACUAGGUCAUUAGCAUAUUGAGAUUAUUAUUUUCCAAGAUCCUAUUGAUAAACAUAUUUCUUUCCACUGUCUUGCAAUAACAGUACUGUCUAAGACAUGGACAACAAACAUUUUUGGGUAAACUUCAGUAAAAAAAAAAGAGCUAAAACAAAACAAAAAAGUUGUCAUGGUAACCAGAAAUUGAUGAGAUCCACAAGUUAGCCGCAUUCAGUUAUUAUUCUAUUUAUGGCAGUGGUUCUCAACCUUCCUAAUGAUGCAACCAUUUAAUACAGUUCCUCAUGUUGUGGUGCACCCCCCCCCCCAGCCAUAACUUUAUUUUCGUUGCUACUUCAUAAAUAUGUGUUUUACGAUGGUCUUAGGCGACCCCUGUGUAAGGGUCGUUCGACUCCCAAAGUGAGGUCUAAAGGAACCCAUUUUUUGUGUGUACACACGCCAAAUAUACAGAUCAACAAAAACGUAUAGAAACACAUACACACACAAACAUUUCCAAAGACAAUACAUAUAUAUCUGCUCACAAUACUAUCUGGAUGGGUUACAAGAAAAUGUAGAGUAACCUUGCUUGGGGUUGGGGUUACACAGCGGAAUGUUUUAAGACAGCCCUGGACGAGGAAGGGCCACGCGUUGCCUGAUUUGAAACUCUGUGAACGUAAUAAUGUGUCACACGAAAACUGAGACGAAUACUAAUUAGGGCAUUACGCUCGCGUUUAAUUGGUGCAUGUUAUGUAUUUAAAUAAUGACCGUCCCUUAUUCACGUGAGCAUUGCACCAGACUCCAUCGCUUACCUUGUCACGGUAUAGAUCGUUAAAAUAGAUAUCUUUUUUAAAAGCUGCUGCUUAUAAUGAAAAUUUGUCUUCUUUAACCGAUCAACAUUUAAAAUCAAGACGUUAAAAUAAAUAGUUCACAUGCUCACCUCUGAGAGUGCUGUACACUCAAAUCUAAUGACUUCAGUUUAAAUUGAAUUCACUACAAGAAAAAUGUGCCCGUUGUGAAUUCAGAGUGUUACAGUUCAAAUUCACCUGUUGUGCAUUCAGUGUAUUACAUUUCAAAUUCAGCUGUUAUGCAUUCAAUGUACUACAUUUCAAAUGAACCUUCAUUCAGUUUUUAUUAAUUUUUCGCCUACUACUAAGGUAAUUAAUUGAUCUCUAGACAAUGUACCAUUGGAUAUCUACGUGAUUCUUUCUUUAUAACUUCACUAUCUCUCCCGUAUCAAUCUCUCGCUCUUACUGUCAGUUUCUCUAUAAUCUCUCUCUCUCUCUCUCUCUCUCUCUCUCUCUCUUACUCUCUCACAUCCAGUCUUUCUCAUUUUCUCUCUCUCUCACUCGGUCUUUCUCUCCCUACCUAUCUCUCUCUCUCUUUAUCUACCUAUCUCUCGCUCUGACUGUCUGUUUUUCGAUCUCUCUCUCUCUCUCUCGCUCUCUGACACUCAGUUUCUCUCCCUCUCGCUUUCUCUUCGUUUGCUGAUUAUAUUCAUGUAGUUUUAAAAAGGAUAUUCUAUCUCUAUUACAUUUUUAGUACCCUUUCGCUUACUACAAUAUAUAUUUAUUUUUCGCCUCUAUGCCUCUCUCAUAUAGCUGUCUAUCUCAGUGACACCACCUCAGUGUCCCGAUCAGAGUGUUUCUAUAUCACUAUCUCUAUCUCAGUAUCUCUAUCUCAGUAUCUCUAUCUCAGUAUCUCUAUCUUAUGGUCUCUAUCUCACUGUCUCUAUAAACAGCGCACGGGAAAAUGUAAAUUUCCACCAUUACACUCUGAAAAAAACCUCAUUGAAUCCCCCCCCCCUUUUUUUGUACAUUUACAUUUUAGUGACCUGAACAAUACAUUUACAGUAUAUCUCCGUUUUACGACUUUUAAAUUGCCAUUAAAACGAGGUCUCGAAUUAGAGGGGUCUUAAAAAAGAGGUGGGACGUUUUCGAAAAAUGACAUUUAGAAAAUUAAGUAAACAUGUAAAAUAGAUACAAAAAAAGUACACGUACCAUUAAGUAUUGGCAAUAUCUACCAUCUUUCUUUCAGAAAUAAAGUCAAUACCUUCCUGUUCUUCAUUAAUUCCAAAAUAUAAAACAAAUCAAUGCUGGUGUGAUAGAUGUUUAAAAGCGUGUGUAAGUGCUGAGUACAUGCUUAGAGUUAUAACUAUUUAUGUAUAAAAUAAGCUCAUUAAUAUUGUUGCAUUUUAUUAUAUAUUUAUUUUAUUAAAUCAUUGAAUAGUUGGGUUUUUUUUUUUUUUUUUUUUGAAAGAAAGCUGUUUUUUUUGUUUUCUUUCAUGAUCCCCCCCCCCGAGCAUGGUCUUUUUUGUUUUUUUUUAUUUUUUUUUUUUUUUUUUUUUAAUUUUUGAAUUGUUGGGUUUUUUUUUUUUUUUUUUUGGAAAGAAAGCUGUUAUUUCUGUUUGCUUGCAUGAUCCCCCCACUCGAGCAUGUUCUUGUAGUUUAUUAUAUAUUUAUUUUAUAAAUCAUUGAAUAGUUGGGGUUUUUUUUGGAAAGAAAGCUGUUAUUUCUGUUUGUUUGCAUGAUCCCCCCACUCGUGCAUGUUCUUUUAGUUUGUCAAUUUUGAACACCAGAAAGGGUGUCGUCAAGGAUUGAAAGGCCUCUGCUCAGGGCUAAUCUGGUCAGCUUGUUGGAGUAUUUCAAGGUAGUGGAGAAGUUGAUAGGUGGUUCUUCAUCUUUCUCAUUCUCCGUGCCACUGAGCUGGUUAUGUACUGUUCAAAGUUGUUAGCGAAACUGUUUUCUUCAAGCGCAUAAAUAUAGCCUUGCUUUGGAGGCUGACUUUUUUCUUGUGCCAGGUCGUGAAAUUGAAUUAUUCGAAGGUCGCAAGUCCCGUUUUAGAGAAAGUCGUUUAAGAGAGGUCGUUUAUAUAGUACAAAGCAUCGGUGAAUUUUUUCCGGUCGUAUGUUGGAAGAAGGCUUUAAGAGAGGGUGUCAAAACGGAGGUUUUACUGUACAUACUUCUAGACUUGUCAAAUGAUGAGUUUCUUAUCUAAAUGUUCAAGUAAACUUUUAUAACAAUUGUUUCACAUAUCUCUUGACCGCCUUUGGAUACCACUUUUGAAAUUUGAGCAUUGAGAUAACACACACUUAUUUUGUUGUUUCUGUUUUUUUUUUUUUUUACAAAGCACUCACACAUAGGCGCCAACUAAUCGUAGUAUUAAAUAAAAUCUUGUCUUAUGGGUAAUUUUAGGUUUUCACUGUGAUUUAGUUGUUGCGUUUCUGUUACCUUACAUGAAGUAACCCUUACCUACUUAAGUAACAGGCACGUGCCAACGUUACCGAGAUUCGCUGUACUCACUUCUCACCUUGUUUUCAGUUCACGUGAAUUAGUAGAAAUUCAACUCGAUAUAAAACAAGAAUACACAUUCGCACUGGAGCAGAGAAAUGGUGACUAUUUGCUCAAUGUCGAAAUCGUCAUAGAUUCCCCCCCCCACCCACCCCCCCCCCCCCCCCCCCCCCCCCCGCCCCCCCUCACCUUACCCUCACCGUACCCUCACCGUACCCUCACCUCGGAUCUGUAAUACAGAAAUAUUUAGAAUUCAUAGCCCCGUGCUUUUUACGUUUUUUUCGAAGGUAUAGAAAUUAAAUUCUUGUCGGGCGAACACCUGUGACGUGGCAAUGCGGAGUCAUAAGCAGGAGAAAAAGGCGAGAUCUUUUCAUUUGACCCAGACAGUCUAGUCCGAAUAACGUCCAGAUAGAUGGUUUACCCUGUCCUAUGAGUCCCCCUAACGAACAACCGUUCCUCCUCUUGGUCCGCCUCUGCAGUGACGUCAUUUAAGUGAAUACGCUUGUAUCGUUUCCCCGCGGCGUCUAGAGAACUUGCCAUCACGGUGUCGUGGAAACACAAGGAGCCAAUCUACCGCUGAGGGUUUAAGAUAAGACGGUAUGGUUAUGACUAAUGAGUACCGUUGUGUACUGCGUUCACCGCGACAGUUUUUAGCUCAUGAUCUGUAUUGUUUGACGUCUUCAGCUCUUUUGACGUGACGCCCCGGAGAGAAUGCCACAGGAAAACAUUACGUACCUCAGUGGAUCUCGCGAUGAGAUUAUCGGGUACAAACGGGGCGUGGGGAUCAGCAAGGUGCAGCUGGCUGCAGUUGUUUUUGUAUUGACCGCAGCUGGACUGGGCGUAGGUUUACUGGUCGGAAAGUUCGGUAUAUGUCAGCCCGAGGACAAGAAUGAUGGUGACGUCAAAUCUCGGGUACUGGACAGGCUGGUCAGCGAGGCUGACCCGACCAUCUCACAGCUGAUCAUGGAUGGGAUAGAUCCCCACAGGAUAGAAGAAAACCUGAGGUAAGUCUUGCAAAUAGGUGUGCCCUGAAAUGUUCAAAUAGACAACCAACUCCGAUUCCUGGUAUGGGACGACUAAGCAUAGUAAUUUCAAAUUGCGGUUUAAAAAAGGUACGGAUGUUUUCUAAGACGCAAAGCUGUUAAUAUUUAGUUUACUAUUGACAUAUUAGAAAUUUUAUCUGUUUGUGAAAACAAUUUUAAUAUCUAGACACCAUUUACUUUCGAUAACCUGUUACAAAAUUAGUGCUGAGUUUAUGUGCAUCGUGAUUCCUGAAAUAUCCGAACAACAAACUCAUAAUGUGUAAAGAAUGGUCUACUGGAGAUUGAUUACCUUCACGCCCUCAGUCUAUAAUUCGAUAGAUUCAAAAUGAAACAAACCAUAAGUUUGCUAUAGUCAAACGGCCCCAAACGACUCCAAGCUUCUUGGUCAAUUUGUGUAACUUUAACACAUCUGCUGUUUAAACAUCGCAAGAAAAAUCUUGUUGGCCCCGCUUUCGAUAUUCUUGACAUAUAUUUUGCCAUUUUUGUCUAAUGUAUAUUGGGUUUUUUUAAAUCCUCCCCUACGCCACCUAGACUGUUGACCAGAAAACCCCACAUUGCCGGGAGACCGAACGAUUUUGAGCUGGUCAAACUCCUGCAGCAGCACUUCAAAGACAACGGCCUGUUGGUGCAGACCGCGCCCUACGAUGUCCUGCUGUCGUACCCCAGUGAAACCACGCCCAACAGCGUUCGCCUCGUCGACGGCAGGGGUCACGUGGUGUACGACUCUGUCACAGAUGAAAGUGACAUAUCCCAUUUGCCCGACGUCGUGCCGCCAUUUCAUGCCUACUCUGCCAACAGCCUCGUCGAGGUUAGUGGUUUCGGUAACACUUUUAUUUCUCAUGGUGGCCAGGGGUUCUCAGCCUGAAUUCAGUGAAGCUUGGGUUUGAAAUAUUGUCAAUUGUAAUCAACCAGAUUAUAAGCAUCUACAAAUCCUUCGUUAAUCAAGUCAAGUCAGGUGCACCGUCUAUCCCCAAUGUUACUAAUGUGCACCAUCUAUCCCCAAUGUUACUAAUGUGCACCAUCUCUCCCCAAUGUUACUAAUGUGCACCAUUUAUCCCCAAUGUUACUAAUGUGCACCAUCUAUCCCCAAUAAGAGUAACGUGACCCUCUAUCCGCAUAUAAAUAAUGUGCACCCCCCUAUGCGCACAUGAGUAAUGUGCACUCUCUAUCCCACAGAUGAGUAAGGUGCACUCUCUAUCCCACAGAUGAGUAAGGUGCACUCUCUAUUCCACAGAUGAGUAAGGUGCACUCUCUAUUCCACAGAUGAGUAAGGUGCACUCUCUAUCCCACAGAUGAGUAAGGUGCACUCUCUAUCCCACAGAUGAGUAAGGUGCACUCUCUAUUCCACAGAUGAGUAACGUGACGCUCUAUCCACAGCAGAGUAAACUGUUUCAUUCACGCAAGGAGUAAAAAUGAUCGUAGAAAUCCGUGGUCAUAAUACUUCUAUAGAGUUUCUAUACAACUAGUCUGAUUGAAUGAUCAGUAGAACACAUGAUUGGUCUGAUUGAAUGAUCAGUAGAACACAUGAUUGGUCUGAUUGAAUGAUCAGUAGAACACAUGAUUGGUCUGAUUGAAUGAUCAGUAGAACACAUGUUUGGUCUGAUUGAAUGAUCAGUAGAACACAUGAUUGGUCUGAUUGAAUGAUCAGUAGAACACAUGAUUGGUCUGAUUGAAUGAUCAAUAGAACACAUGGUUGGUCUGAUUGAAUGAUCACAGAACACAUGAUCGAUCAUUAAGUUUAACUUUUUUUUUUUACAGAUCUUAUUCAAAGAACAAAUUAAACAACGUCUAAAAACCAUAGUUCUUCGUAUAAGUCCUUUGUAUGUAUUUUUAAAUUAUUUUAUUUUAUAUUAGUAUUCUAAUGACCGACCCGCCUUUACACAGCAGACUUAUUUAAGCACCAUUUAAAGACUUUUUUUCUUUAUAUAGAUGUUAGGACAUCAUAGCGCUGUGAGCAUGCUAUAAUAGCAUGGACAAAGGCUCUAUAAAAGUACUCACUCCUCCUCAUCAUCAUCAUCAUCAUCAUAGUUCAGAGAAACGCAAGGAAACAUUGCGCACCAGACGCACUGGUGAUAUUUUUUUAAGAUAUAGAAUCUCACUUAGCGCAGUUAUCGGGAAUUUUAUUUCAUGAAAUAAGUGGCAUCAUAUUUUCUCACUUAGCGCAGUUAUCGGGAAUUUUAUUUCAUGAAAUAAGUGGCAUCAUAUUUUCUAAAUCUUUCCCCUUGAAAAACAGAUUUUUAUGGGUUAAGGGUGCACUGAAAAUGUGAAUGAAUGUGCAACGAGUCUUUGUGCCAAUUUUCAGCUGAAAAGGUUGACGUUAAGUGUGUCAAUUAGCCGUCCCGAAGAUUUAGCCCUAAACACACAAAAGCGAAGUUAAUAUAACGGAUUUAUUGUUUUUUAAAUAAAGAAGUUUAGUUUUUAGUCAUAAAUUGAAAAUAGUUGUGUUUAUUGUUGUUUCGUUUAUAUUUUGUUCUAGUUUCAGGAGAGGAGAAGGGGUGAGGGGGCGUGUAGAAAUAAACGUGGGGAAAAUUGCUAAAUUCGGACGACGCGUUUAGAACAACAUAAUUGUUACGUAUCAAAUUACAAAGUGUUUUGUCCUACGCAGAGUCAAAACAAUGAAUUUGCAAUGCAAAGCAAUCCCAGAAUACAUUUCAUGAUUCAUUAUGUGUUGUUGUUGUUGUAUUAACAGGGUCAGAUUGUCUUCGUAGGAUACGGACGUCAUCUGGAGUACGAGAGUCUUCUGAAGCUGGGCAUCAAUGUGACAGGUCACCUCGUCCUGGUCAAAUAUGGCAAGCUGUUCAGGGGCGAUAAGGUGAGUUCUAGCAUCUCUUCCCGAAAAAAAAUAAUUGAGUUUAUACGAAAUGCCUGACUGGCGGGGCAGGUCUGAUCCAUGUCAUAGCUAAAUACAGAUAUCCUUUGAAUCACUUUUAGAAGAAGCAUACGCUCUAACUCAAACUUUGUCAUAAUGGCAAUAAGUGCGUUGACAUAGACCGAGCAAAUACGUCACUGAUUGAAAGUUUUCUUGUAACUCCUUAUUGCGUUUCAACUCGGAUGCAUAUGUGUCCCUUUAAACAAAGAAGCAUUGUUUGAUUAUCCUUGUUAUUACUUUAGGACUAUUUAUGAUGUGCCCCAGGGUUUACUUCAAACUUUAGUUAUCAAAUUUGUCUUAGUCCUUUAUAGUCUGUUGCAAUGCGUCGUAGAAUGUGAGAUGGGGAGUUAGGGGAAUGAGGGAGGAGACGCUCAAAAGAUAAACUGAAACAACAAAUAAAUAUUAAAGCUCUUUAUGUCUGUAAAUGAUUUGGACGAUUUCACCCCCGCCCUCCCCCUGUCUUUAUGAGGUGCAAUAGAUUGAUGAAAACAGUCUGAAUAUCUAGUCUUUUUAAGAAUGUUAUGCUGCAUUCUGAAAUAAUUAUUUUAAUUGAAGACACAAGCCUGGAAAACAUUGUACAAGAGACGAUGCAAGUGAUGAUCGCUGUCUGUAAAAAAGAGACUAGAGAUUAUUUGUCGUUCUCGAAUUGUAUUAUAGAAGCUUUCUACUCACAAACAUAAUGUUACUGACUGUUUGAUUUCUUGUAGGUCGCCAUAGCUGCAUCCUAUGGCGCUACUGGUGUCAUCAUGUAUACCGACCCCGACGACUACACUGGGUUCAAGUCCGGGGACCGUAGGGUGUAUCCUGAAACUUGGUGGAUGCCACCCAACGGGGCGCAGAGGGGCACCAUAUUACUGGGUGAGGGAGACCCUCUCACACCUGGGUACCCGGCGAACGGUGAGUCAGGACAUGUCAGUUACAUGUCUUGGGGUACUUAACUUUUAAAGGGGUCAUUGCUUAACUUUUUAAAGGGUCAUUGCUUAACUUUAAAAGGGGUCAUUGCUUAACUUUUAAAGGGGUCAUUGCUUAACUUUUAAAGGGUUCAUUGCUUAACUUUUUAAGGGGUCAUUGCUUAACUUUAAAAGGGGUCAUUGCUUAACUUUUAAAGGGGUCAUUGCUUAACUUUUAAAGGGGUCAUUGCUUAACUUUUUAAAGGGUCAUUGCUUAACUUUAAAAGGGGUCAUUGCUUAACUUUUAAAGGGGUCAUUGCUUAACUUUUAAAGGGGUCAUUGCUUAACUUUAAAAGAUGGCAGGACGCACAUUUUAAAAGAGUCCACGGUAACUAGAUCUUCGGAGAGAACAAAGAGGCGUUGGAGUAGAUUUUUGCUGCUGUUGAACUCCUAGUUUUAAUUAUUUUAAAAAAAGAAUUAGAUGGGGAUAAAACUUAAAAUGAAAUGGUCUUUUCGUCUCCCGUUUUUUGAACGCUUCAAUAUUUCCAUUCCAGAAUAUUUAACAGGGGUUUUUUUUUUUUUUUUUUGGUGAGUCGUACAAUUUAUUUUAAGCACACUUCUUGAUCAGAUUUUAUUUUGUAAUGGCGCUUAAAAAAUUUUUUUUUUUUUUUUUUUUUUUUUUUUUUUUAUUUUUUUUUUUUUUUUUUUUUUUUUUUUUUUUUUUGGUGAGUCGUACAAUUUAUUUUAAGCACACUUCGUGAUCAGAUUUUAUUUUGUAAUGGCGCUUAAAAAAUAUUGAUUUAACUGCAAUUAUCAUUGCCUAGACGCAAAGGUAUUCAGCAAAAGUAAUUAAGUCCCUUGUAGAAAAUGCCCUAAGUUAAAUUCCUCGACUAAAUUUCUUCUCAGAUUUAGCAUUCCGUUACGCCGAGAAUGAGGUGGACCCACCUAUGCCUCAGAUUCCCUCUCAUCCUAUUGGCUACGGUGCCGCCUACAAUAUUAUCAGGUCUGAAGCGCAUCAUUUUAAGUUUGAUUUUUAAAAAGAUUUUUUUUUAAAUUUAUUUUUUUAUUUUUUUUUAUUUCGUGUAAAUCUGUCCAACAUAUCGUGCCCAUGAUCAGAGCAAGCGCCUCUUGUUGUCUGAACGUAAAAACGGUUCAUUAAGCAAUUAAGUCACCAACUCGCCGUUGGAAUUAAGACAAACAAACUCUAGAAGGUUGUUUAAGUUGAAAAGUGUACGCUGGCGUCCAGAAGUCCAUAACCAAAUAUCGCUGUGUACAGGGUCUAGCAGUUACAAAUUAAUUUUAAUACAUUUACACAUUUAAGUAUUGUUAGUUGACCCUCUGAUACUCUUGUACUAACAACUUCGGAUAAUGAACAUCUUUACCCAACUUUGGAUAAUGAAGAUCUAUAUCUUUUAUAGGAUCCAAUCUUUAUACAAGAACAUUGCGUAAGUAAAGAAAAUGUCAUGGUUUUGUUUUAUCUUUUACUGUCUAUAAAGGUACUUGAAUGGGUCAAAUGUGCCCUCUGGUUGGCAAGGGGCCCUAAACAUUACAUACAGGACAGGACCUGGGUUCACACAACCUGGGAUGUAAGUUACCAAAUGCUAUGUAAACAUUAUCAGUUGUCAAAACGUGUUGUCAAAAGACAUAGGCUUGGUUACAAUUUUUAUUUCGUAUGAAGUAAAUUUUUGCUGAAUAGAAUAUCUUUUAUUUUACUGUCAACAUUUUAUGAUGCAUACGUAUGAUGCAAUGAUAACCUUUUCCCCUGCUCAUGAUUCAAUGAUAACGUUAUAUCUCUAAUGAACUUUGUGAUGAGAAUAUAAUUAUCGGACCUCAAAGAAUAAAAAUGGGUACUCCAGGUUAGAAUCUGAUCAGACCGUACAUGUACAUUUACAAUAUUUUAAUGUUUACUGCUUUUUCCCCUGACAAGAGAUGAACUACAAAAGUGUGACUUCUAAUCUAAAAUAAACAAAGAAGUACAGUUCUAUAGAUGUUCAUUAUUUAUCAUCAAUGCCAUUAUUCUUCCUCUAGGAAGAUUCAACUGAACGUCACGUCUAGAAAUGAAAGAGUUAAAGCCGAGAACGUGUUCGGCAUCAUUAGGGGAUCGUCCGAGCCGGGUCAGUACGCACAUAGUUGUGGUGGAGACAUUCCCAGCAUGUUUCUAAAUAGAAAUUAAUUAAAGGCGGAGCAGAGCUGUUUCGAGACAAAGAAAGAGCUUACCAUGUUCUAACACCCUGUCACCUACUUACUUACAGGCUAAUCGAAGUCAACAACUAUCCUCCGUUUCAGAUCGUUAUGUUCUUUUCGGCAACCAUCGUGACGCAUGGAUUUACGGAGCCCUUGACCCGUCCAGUGGUACAGCGAUUCUUAUGGAGCUGGCCCGGGUUAUGGGCGGCCUGGUCAAAUCAGGUGAGAAUUAAUUAUUCCUGUAAUGCUUCCUUUGACGACAGUUGCUGCUGUAGUAUUUUGUGUAACGUCUCUGGUUGGUUAAGGGGAAAAUACUUCUAUACACCCGGGAGCUUAAAACGUGUUAACCAGAUUCCUCCUGCAUUUUUGUUUUUGAAAAAAGAAAUACAUUUUCCGACAAUGACAAUGGCGACCACUUACGUUUUUAACAAUUUUAUAUGUCUUGUCGUAUUUUCAUUUGUCCUGCCUGCUCAGGAAGGCUCUUAGAAGAAACGUUCACAUCUUAGAGUCAGUUCACACGAUCAAAGUCCUUUUUAAAUUAGCUUCAAAUUUGUUUAAGAACACACUAUUUUGUGCGUGGUUUAUUUAUUUAUUUUUUUUUGUUGUUUUUUUGACACAAAUGAGAAUUUUAUCAAAUAGUGAUUUGAAAGUUGUGUCAAGGCUUCAUACCAAUAUCGCAUCAAAUGUAUGAUCGAAAAUUUAAAAGGAAUUUAAUAGCGUGAACUGAGCCUGUCCUUUCUUUUGAUUGAAGCUUCUACAUACCUUGUCGCAUUACUUCCUUCUGAAGCAGAUUAACACUGACAGUUGACCUUUCUUAAAUGACGCUUACGUCAAGGGUGUUGUUUGGUGAAUAACAAUACUGAUUUAAGCAUUUGAACAUUAAACCAAUCUUGAACCUGAUUGAUUUCAUUUGUAUGAAGGCAAGUGGAGACCGCGACGGUCGAUGGUAUUCUGCUCGUGGGGAGCCGAGGAGUACGGCCUGAUUGGAUCUACGGAGUGGGUUGAGGUAGGUCAACCAGGACAGGAAGAUGUCAAUCAAAAGUAUUACUUAAAAUUCUUAUUGGUUGAUAGAAUUGAACAUGUACACCUGAUGAAAAAAAAAACAACAAACAACUGAUUUUAAAAAGAGACAGCUCUGAGGAUGAUUGUGACUCUUAGAUUUUUGAUGGGCACAUUCUGUGUACACAUUUUAUCUACUUUUUUUAUUGAAAUCUAAAUUUUGAUAAAAUUUUCUCUAAAAAUGCAAUAUUUAACAAGUGUAAACCAAAAACUGCAAAUAAAUUGAAUGAAAAAUCAAAUGGGAAAUCGUAAAUAUCAAUUUGUGCGGUGGACUCAGUAUUUUGACAAUAAAAAUUGCAUGUUUCUUUUGCAGCAAUACGUAGCACUUUUGCGGGAAAGAGCAGUUGCUUACAUCAACGUGGACAUUGCUGUUCAAGGUAUUUCAUAAUGUGACGUACCGACCGUCAUGAUGUGGUGUACCCAGGGCUGUGGCGUGUGUCCUAAAACCCCAUCGGCAACAGGGGGGGGGGGCCUUGGAUGUUUGAGUUACCCGAAAGUUGUUAAGUUGAAAAAAAAAAAUAAUUGUAAACCUUCAAAUGGAAUGCUUUUUGUGCAAAACUGGAAUUGUGGGGUGCCCAGGGGUGUGGGGUGUGUCCUAAAACCCCCUUGGCAACAGGGGGGGGGGGCCUUGGAUGUUUGAGUUACCCGAAAGUUGUUAAGUUGAAAAAAAAAAAUAAUUGUAAACCUUCAAAUGGAAUGCUUUGUGUGCCAAACUGGAAUCCUCCAGGGUUCGCGUGACGGCUCUGGGUGUACCGUAUGUCCCUUUUUUUUUUGGUGUACCUGUCACUGCGUGGUGUACAUUUAUCAUAGUGUGGUGUAACGUUUGUCAAAGUGUGGAGUACCGUUGUUCAGCUAGAUGUUACCGGGACGCAGAAUGUUUCACAAGUAGAAGAUUUGUUCCUUUUACAUCAUUACACAUUUAAUGGUUGUAAUUUCUAAGAUAAUAAUUUCUUUUCAUUAAAAAAAUAAGCGAAUUGAAAAACAAAAAAGAAAGAACGAGUGAGUUUGCAGGUCUAAAUUAAGUUUUGUUGCAAUAUCUGAUGAGAAGGGCAUUUCAAGUAAGAGGGGCAAGGAGUGUAACGGACAUACUCUUAAUGAAGCUGAUAAGGUAAUUGUUUUGCAGAUGACCCAGUAACCUCAUUAGUCAGCAAAUUUCUGUUUAAUUUUUUUCUAAUGGAGUUGUCUGCUUUUGGGAGUUAGUGGAGGAGACUUCUUAACGAAGGUUGAACUCUAAUUUAACGCUUGUUUGUCCCGCUUGUUAGCGACCACGACGUGAUGAUCGUGACCCAUGUAAUGUGACAAGUUGCUUUUAACUUGUGUAUACAUUUGAAUUUUCGUUUUGUCUCGUAUAUACCAGGACGUUUAAGAUUUUUUAUACUUAAAAAGCUUAAAUAUGGAACAAACUUUGAUUUCCUCAAUGAUGAAAGAUGAGUAGAACAUCUUAAGUUAGGGAGAGAUAAUGUUUAAACAAAGAGUUAUUUCCCAUGUUGAGAGUAAGUCACACUGUGACACAACUCCUGACCGUAUGUUUCUAUCCACAGGUAAUAACACACUGAGGGUCUCAUCCACCCCACUCAUGUACAAUAUCGUAUACGAGGCCAGCAAAAAGGUAAACUGUUUCACAUGGUAAACAUAAUUUUAACUCUGAAAUAAAUGCAACAUUUCAUAAAUACUAAUUCGUGGUACCAUCGAAAGUCAUUCACGUGUCACAGUUUUGUUGAUUUAAUUCGCCUGACCCUCUCAUUUCACGCGCAGGUACCAAACCCCAACACUGCUGAGAUCCAGGCAGGACGUAAGACUGUGUACGACACCUGGCUGCAAGUGACCCCGCAAACGGAUCAUGAAAACACCCUUGUACCUGCGUGAGUUGUCUUUGAACUUAUCCCGCAGCAAACAUGUGCACAGUUUUUGAGUAUAAUCAUUUAAAAAUCGCCAUGGCAACAGUUGAUUGAGCUUCUUUAAGAAAGCAAUCGGGGGGUGGGGGUGGGGGGUGAGGGGGCUUAAAAAAGGGGGGGGGGUUAUACAGCUUUAAAGCAACGAAAAAAAACCCAGUGUUUUAAUAUUAUUUUUAACCAAAUAAAAUCGAACAUCCUUUCAUGGUUCUGAAUGUUCUCAGGAUAACAACGCUGGGAUCAGGAAGUGACUACGCUCCACUACUCCAGAGGGCUGGCAUCACUGCUAUAGAUUUAAGAUACUCAUAUGACCGGGUAUGUAGGUUGUAUUUAAACAAAAACUUAUUAAACGGGACAAUAGUCUCUAUCAUAGAGUGAUAUGAUCUAUCACUGUCGAACAGCGCAAAAUUUAUUGUUCAAUGCAAAUUUAAGAAUGUUUACCAGGUUUCAAUUGGUGCAUUUAUUUUAUUUUUAAUCACGGUUAUAUUUCAAAAUGUCGGUAUGUAAUCAAUCUGUUGAAUAAAGAAGGUAUAUUUUAACGUAUUUCACUGGUAUAAGUUAUUGAAUUAUAUGAGUUUCUGAAUUUUAUGAGUUACUGAAUUAUAUGAGUUAGUGAAUUAUAUGAGUUACUGAAUUAUAUGAGUUACUAAAUUAUACGAGUCAGCGAAUUAUAUGACUUACUGAAUUAUACUAGUUACUAAUCUAUAUGAGUCAUUGAAUUUUAUGAGUUACUGAAUUAUAUGAGUUACUAAAUUAUAUGAGUUACUGAAUUAUAUGAGUUACUGAAUUAUAUGAGUCACUGAAUUAUAUGAGUCAUUGAAUUAUAUGAGUUAAUGAAUUAUAUGAUCCACUGAAUUAUAUGAGUUACUGAAUUAUUUGAGUUACUGAAUUAUAUGAGUUACUGAAUUAUAUGAGUCACUGAAUUAUAUGAGCUACUGAAUUAUAUGAGUUACUGAAUUAUAUGAGUUGAUGCUAAAUCUUAUAUUCACUGACCCCAAAGCAUAGUGCAACAUUUAAGUUUUUAAUUUGUAAAUUUUCAGUAAACAUUUACCCGCUGAGGUUCAUGGUAAUUUUUUAGAAAGAAUUCGUUGAUACAAUACUUUUUUCAGACGCCCGUUUUAGUUGUUUUGCUACAGAUUACAGUGUGUUCCAAUAUGUACAACAAAGGUUGAACCUGCUAAAAUUAAAUAAACACUCUGCCUUGCAGGUGUCACUCUCUGCCUUGCGGGUGUCACUCUCUGCCUUGCAGGUGUCACUCUCUGCCUUGCGGGUGUCACUCUCUGCCUUGCGGGUGUCACUCUCUGCCUUGCGGGUGUCACUCUUUGCCAUGCGGGUGUCACUCUUUGCCAUGCGGGUGUCACUCUUUGCCCUGCGGGUGUCACUCUCUGCCGUGCGGGUGUCACUCUCUGCCUUGCGGGUGUCACUCUCUGCCGUGCGGGUGUCACUCUNAUACAGACACGGGAUGUCAACAUGAACAUUUGGAUUGACAAAUACAGACACGGGAUGUCAACAUGAACAUUUGGAUUGACAAAUACAGACACGGGAUGUCAACAUGAACAUUUGGAUUGACAAAUACAGACACGGGAUGUCAACAUGAACAUUUGGAUUGACAAAUACAGACACGGGAUGUCAACAUGAACAUUUGGAUUGACAAAUACAGACACGGGAUGUCAACAUGAACAUUUGGAUUGACAAAUACAGACACGGGAUGUCAACAUGAACAUUUGGAUUGACAAAUACAGACACGGGAUGUCAACAUGAACAUUUGGAUUGACAAAUACAGACACGGGAUGUCAACAUGAACAUUUGGAUUGACAAAUACAGACACGGGAUGUCAACAUGAACAUUUGGAUUGACAAAUACAGACACGGGAUGUCAACAUGAACAUUUGGAUUGACAAAUACAGACACGGGAUGUCAACAUGAACAUUUGGAUUGACAAAUACAGACACGGGAUGUCAACAUGAACAUUUGGAUUGACAAAUACAGACACGGGAUGUCAACAUGAACAUUUGGAUUGACAAAUACAGACACGGGAUGUCAACAUGAACAUUUGGAUUGACAAAUACAGACACGGGAUGUCAACAUGAACAUUUGGAUUGACAAAUACAGACACGGGAUGUCAACAUGAACAUUUGGAUUGACAAAUACAGACACGGGAUGUCAACAUGAACAUUUGGAUUGACAAAUACAGACACGGGAUGUCAACAUGAACAUUUGGAUUGACAAAUACAGACACGGGAUGUCAACAUGAACAUUUGGAUUGACAAAUACAGACACGGGAUGUCAACAUGAACAUUUGGAUUGACAAAUACAGACACGGGAUGUCAACAUGAACAUUUGGAUUGACAAAUACAGACACGGGAUGUCAACAUGAACAUUUGGAUUGACAAAUACAGACACGGGAUGUCAACAUGAACAUUUGGAUUGACAAAUACAGACACGGGAUGUCAACAUGAACAUUUGGAUUGACAAAUACAGACACGGGAUGUCAACAUGAACAUUUGGAUUGACAAAUACAGACACGGGAUGUCAACAUGAACAUUUGGAUUGACAAAUACAGACACGGGAUGUCAACAUGAACAUUUGGAUUGACAAAUACAGACACGGGAUGUCAACAUGAACAUUUGGAUUGACAAAUACAGACACGGGAUGUCAACAUGAACAUUUGGAUUGACAAAUACAGACACGGGAUGUCAACAUGAACAUUUGGAUUGACAAAUACAGACACGGGAUGUCAACAUGAACAUUUGGAUUGACAAAUACAGACACGGGAUGUCAACAUGAACAUUUGGAUUGACAAAUACAGACACGGGAUGUCAACAUGAACAUUUGGAUUGACAAAUACAGACACGGGAUGUCAACAUGAACAUUUGGAUUGACAAAUACAGACACGGGAUGUCAACAUGAACAUUUGGAUUGACAAAUACAGACACGGGAUGUCAACAUGAACAUUUGGAUUGACAAAUACAGACACGGGAUGUCAACAUGAACAUUUGGAUUGACAAAUACAGACACGGGAUGUCAACAUGAACAUUUGGAUUGACAAAUACAGACACGGGAUGUCAACAUGAACAUUUGGAUUGACAAAUACAGACACGGGAUGUCAACAUGAACAUUUGGAUUGACAAAUACAGACACGGGAUGUCAACAUGAACAUUUGGAUUGACAAAUACAGACACGGGAUGUCAACAUGAACAUUUGGAUUGACAAAUACAGACACGGGAUGUCAACAUGAACAUUUGGAUUGACAAAUACAGACACGGGAUGUCAACAUGAACAUUUGGAUUGACAAAUACAGACACGGGAUGUCAACAUGAACAUUUGGAUUGACAAAUACAGACACGGGAUGUCAACAUGAACAUUUGGAUUGACAAAUACAGACACGGGAUGUCAAUAUGAACAUUUGGAUUGACAAAUACAGACACGGGAUGUCAACAUGAAGUUUAUCACAAAGAAACGUAGAAUCAUCUUCAUUUGGGAUUAGGAGAAAACUCAAUUUAAAGCAGAGUGCUUUACGUUAUGGUUUACUCAAAAUCCUUACUCUAUUUUCUCUGCACACUGGUCAAAGAAAACUGAGCAGGUGGCGUCGUUAGGGUAAGUGACGUCAGGGGCGGGCGCCAAGCUUAUUUGCCACCCCCUUCAAAGAAACGGAAAAAACCCCUCUUCAGUUCGACGAAAAUGUCGCCAUUCACUAAAAGGAACAAUUUUUACCACGUGGACUGCCCCCCCCCUUUUUUUUUCACACCCCCUUCCCCACUUCCCACGGCACUGAAUUUAUCAUAAAACGAAGCCUAGCUUUAUUCGUAUGGAUUAUUUUAUCCUCUCUUGUCUUUCUCUAGAUUUUUUAUUUUGAUUUUUCAUUAACACAUUCUUUGCAUCUGUCAUUUAAACGUCUAAAGCCUGGUAGUGCCAAAGUUAGUCAACGUCUACCAACUUAAGCUAAUGCCAUCCUUUAAAAAAAAAAUCACUUGAAAAGGUUCACAUCGUUAUCUCGACAGAAACUCUACGAUGUUCCCUCCUAUCCUCUCUACCAUACUGAAUAUGAAAUUUUUGAUGUUGUCAAAGAGCAAUUUGACAGAGAUUUUCAAGUAAGUAUGAUGCAGUUAUAUGUAUACCGAAGAACAGCGGCUCUCAACCUGUGGGUCGCGACUCUGUGACCCCUUUGAGGGUCGAACGACCCUUACACAGGGGUCGCCUAAGACCAUCGGAAAACACAUACCGAUGAAGUAGCAACGAAAACAAUUUGUCAUUUGGGGGUCACCGCAACAUCAUGGAUGGUUGAGAGCCACUGCCGGAGAAGCAUUUCAGUAAAAUACAAGUUUAAACGUUCUUAUCGAGAGUAUACAUUUAUAAUGAGUUUAAAACAGACGAAUUAUUUCAAAAGUUCACGGUGUAAUAGAUUGUGUUAUAAUAUUCGGCUUUGAGGGGGGGGGGGGCGGACAGUGUGUUAAAUCUCCAAUGAGCCAUGUAAAGUACGUAACCUUAGAUUGUGUUUUAUUAUUAUUGUGUUACAUGGUGGAAGAAAAUGACGUAAAAACAGAAAAGGUUUCUUGUAUUUCUUUGUAGUAUCCCCCCCCCCACCCCAAACCACAUGCUGCAACUGUUAAAGUACGUAACCUUAGAUUGUGUUUUAUUAUUAUUGUGUUACAUGGCGGAAGAAAAUGACGUAAAAACAGAAAAGGUUUCUUGUAUUUCUUUGUAGUAUCCCCCCCCCCACCCCAAACCACAUGCUGCAACUGUGCUCCUACUUCAUUUCAUUUCAAAAGUUCCACGCUGCCAUGGCCAAGGUUGUGGGUGAAAUGUCAAGGUCGUUGGCGGACUCCCUUCUGUUGCCGUUCAAACUUUUAAAUUACGCCAACGGAUUGGACUCUUUGAGAAAAAUUUUAGACCGAGAGUAUGGUUCAGUCUUAAGUAAAGAUAUAGACAAUUAUGGUAUGUUGUGUUUUGUCUGAGUUAAAACUUCAACUUGUAAAACAAGUCCCUUGGAUAUGCUAAGAAACUUCCUUAUUCAAUAGCUCUACGAAUGUGAACAUAUUUAUUUAAAGAUAUAAGGUAAACGGCUGUGACAGAAGUAAAAGAGAGAGAGGGAAGUGGAGUGGAGUGGUACAGUGGCUGAAGCUUACAAUGUCGUAAAACUGAAAACGUAUUCUGUGCUAAGAAUAGAUUUGAUUUACAGAAAGCAAAUAUAGGCCAAAGGUUUACAGUUUUUUUUUUAAAUCUAAUUUUAUUUGUAUUAGAUCGUCUCGCAGAGAUCAUACAAGGCUUUACAGAGGAUGUGCUGAGCUUUGAAACGCGACUGAAGACCAUAGACACCAAAGAGUGAGUAAAAUAGCUGAUAUCAAAACAGCAAAAGAUGUUGAAUUAUGUAUCGGUCUUUCAUUCUUAAGAUACAACAGUUUUCAAUACUUUUUAAUAAGUUUUGACAAGAGAAAUAAAAAAAAAACUAUCAGCAAAGCAUAUGACAUUCAUCAUCAUCAUCAGUGGCACUACAGCUCUGAAGGACCCCGACCUGCCGAACCACACCCUUCCAUUCAUACAUCAUCAUUAGUGGCUCUACAGCCCUGUAGGGCCCUGGCCUCCUCCACGGAAUUCUUUCACUCUGACCAAUGCAUGGCUUUCCACCUCUAUGUGAGGACCCCAAGCUGGUGUAACUCCUUCUCUACAUCUUCAACCCGUCUCAGACUUGGACGACCGGUGAGCCGUCUGCCCCAAGAUUUCUGUCUGUAGAUCAAUUUUGCUGCUCUACCAUCCGUCAUCCUCACAGGGGGCCAGUUGUCCAUUACAGCGAAGUCUACCUUCUUUAAUUGUUGCGACUACGGGUGGGUGGGUCUUUCAACAAUUGAUAAAUAUCUCUUGGUUUGUACGGAUUUUCCAUCCAUCAUUGUCCAUCACCAGACCGUAUAUUUUCCUGAGGGUAUUACUCUCCAAUGUAAUGAGCAGGUUCUCUGGGUACGGGAGCUAGUCUCACUUGCGCAAACUUCAACUGUUCUUACGGUGGUGUUUUAGGUGGCUUUUUUCUCUGUCCUCCUUGAAGGUUUUUACUUCCUAGUAGCUUUUGUAGGCUGCAUCAUGAACGGUUACCUGCUUGUAUCCUUUCUUUUACUCUGUCAUUAUUUCACUGUGCUGAUUUCUAAAAAUAGCCACGUUCUCAUUGGUGCGUUUGCUUAUUUUGAUGUCAGUAUGCGCUUUUGACAUUACAAUGAACUUUGUCUUUUCUUCAUUUGCCUCAAAACAAGAUUAAACUGAGGCCUCACCAAGCUCAUUGAAUGCAAUAAUCAUAUCAUUGCUGUAUAUGCCCAGCAUUGCUAUGUUGUCCACAUACUGCAACGUUGGCUUAUGUAAAGUUCCUGACGGUUGUAACUCUGUGUUGCUUCUCUGGAAGCAGUUUAAGAUUGUUCCACUGGUGCUCACAUGCAUGUUUCUCAUAACGUUUUCUAAUUUGAUGUUUAACAGGAUACAUGAUAGUGAGUAUCCUUUUCUGAGGCCCUGUUAGAGAAAGAUAUGACCUGUGCUUGAUCUAUUUUUUUCGGAAUUCACAUUGUUAGUCUCCUAUGAUCUGUUCACAAUAUCUUUCCAGUUUUCUUGCUAUUAUUUUUGUGAGGAUUUUUUAAGCUACAUUAAGUAGGGAGAUACCUCUAUAAUUUGAGCAGUUCAGCUAAUUUCUUUUCUUGUGAAUUUGAAUUAUGACCGCAGUACAUAACUCUUUUGGCAUUCCUUCCUCCUGCCAGAUUCAGGAUAUGACGUCAUGUCAGUUCGUUCCCGCCCAGUUUUACCAAUUCUGUAGUGUUAAGGUCUAUUCUUGGGGGAUUUAUUUUGUUUCAUUCAGUGUUGGUUCUCUGACCAAUAGUCACGGUCCUCCUUGUGCUAGUUCGUAAUCCUAUUGGCUCCUCCAAGUGAGCCCUUUAGCAACCAUUCAAAGUGUUGUGCCCAUCUCUCUAGUACCCUGCUGCUCUCUGUGCCCAUCUCUCGAGUACCGUUCUGCUCUCUGUGCCCAUCUCUUUAGUACCGUCUUGCUCUCUGUGCCCAUCUCUCUAGUACCGUACUGCUCUCUGUGCCCAUCUCUCUAGUACCGUGCUGCUCUCUGUGCCCAUCUCUCUAGUACCCUGCUGCUCUCUGUGUCCAUCUCUCUACCACCCUACUGCUCUCUGUGCCCAUCCCUCGAGUGCCGUACUGCUCUCUGUGCCCCUCCCUCGAGUACCGUACUGCUCUCUGUGCCCAUCCCUCGAGUACCGUACUGCUCUCUGUGCCCAUCCCUCGAGUACCGUACUGCUCUCUGCGAGCAGUUCUCCAUCCAUGCUUAACAAUGUGUGUGAUAUUGCCUGAGAGCCGCUUUUUUACUGCUUUAUUUCUUUUACUGUGGAGGUUACACAUUCUUUCUUUAUAUUUGAUUUCAACAAGUAGGUGAUCCGCCCUUCUGAAGCUUCUUACAUCUAUUAUGUUGGAGUAUGUGAUUUAUUUGAUUACGUGUAAAUCCAUCUUUCAUAUCCCCGUCGCUUUGCGUACUUGUUUUUGUUGGAAUAUUGCGCUGCUGAUCGUCAUUCCUUUUUCCUGUAGCGAAGUCUAUUAGACGUGCUCCAUUGUCCACAAAAAAAAAAAUCAAUUUGUCCGGUGAAAUCUCCAGCAACUGUUUUGGUAUCUCUGUGAGGUGUCUCAUUAAAUUUUCUUUCAAGCGUUUCAUAGCAAAAGUUUCCUUAAUUCUGCCAUAGGCAUCUUCGGUCGGAGUCUGUGCGCAAAUUAACGUCAUUAAAAACACAUUUCCUCUUAUCCAUCUGGAGCAUGGGGGGGGGGGUCACCAAACUGCGGUCCGCGGGGCGGAUCCGGCCCUCGACGUCAGUUCACUCGGCCUGCAAACGAUACUUGAAUUAUCUUGAUCAAACGUAUGGAACACGAGACGUAAUAGAAUUAAAACAUUAUUUUUCCAAUAUUAAAGAGAUGUUCACACGUGCGGAGGACUCCUGGCUGCGAUGCGCCUUAAAUUUACAAUUUUCAAUUUUAAAUAAUUUGUAUCUAUAUUUUCUUGUUUAUUGCAGACCAGUUUACCCCCCAAACUCCUAAAAUCGUACAGUAUCUUCUCAAAAUCGCACAAUGCGGUAACUUAAUAGUCAAUAAAUAAGCGUGCAGUAAAUUAUAAUGAAUACAAUAACCUCUCGCAUCGCAGUGCCUAGUGGGAGCGAGUUAAGCUGGUAUAAAAAAAGGUAACUUCUAGAAGUAGACGACCCACGUUUAUAUUGCAAUCUGCUGUCACCUUGUUUUGCAGACGUGUAUUUGCCAUAGAUAUUAAUUUAUAUUUAGUAGAAGUACAGAUCACAUUAUCUCAGUCUGUCACUGGUGAAAAUGAUGUUACCGCUGACAUUUAACGUGGUUCAAGCUCGAAGUCAGAUCAGCAUAAAAACAAGAUGUAUUUCGAUAAGACUUAAUUAACAAAUGAUGCCAUCAUUUAGAAAAACUGCCAGGUAACCUGAGUUGUUUUUUUUAAAGGACAAGUUUAAUUAAAUUAUCAUAAAAUAAGCAUCAAUAUCAAUUAAGACUAUUCCCGCUAAUAUAUAUUAUAGUCUAACUACCACAAAUAUGUGAAUGUGUGAAAGGAAGGGGAGUGUUGGAAAGAUACGGGGGGGGGGGGCAUUACCACAUGUACUCGCCACGGGUGAAACAUCAGCUUUCGGCAUGGUUCAGUUGUGCGGAGAACAGAAGAGCUUGGAGAGAACACAGUGCUANGGGGGGGGUGCGGGGGGGGGGGCAUUGUCUGGUCCUGGAUGAGAUUAUUAGGUUCGAAUAUGCGUGCACUAGUUCUGUUUUAACUAUCUUUUUGUUAACGUCGCCGUCUUUGAUACAUUUUUUAGCACAUAAAUAUGUUGGUUGUCUUUCAUUUUUGUACAUUCUACGCCACUCACCCAUGGGAAAACCAAACUUAGCUUUUCGUCUUUUUUUCUCAAAGCUUUCGUUCUGGCUUUCAAGUAUUAUGAUUAUAAGGCCCGCACCCGUCAUUUUAUCCGUUAUACGGCCCACGGUGAAAAAAGUUUGGUUACCCCUGCUCUGACGCAUAGUCUUUCAAUCGCUGGUUUGAGCCCACUGACUGAAAUUUAGUGUCCACCUUUUGACUGCAAACCCUGUUUCUAACGUGUUUUUUUUUAGGCUGUAGAAUAUUGUAUGUUCCUUAGUACUUAGUAUAUCCGAGUCUUUCCAUCUGAUAUCUUGCAGUGCAGCAACAGUGAUUCUAUAUAAACUUCGUCACUGAGGCUGCCCAGCGCUCCUACUCUGUGUAGACUCAGCACAUUCCAGGUCGCCACCCUAACUUAUGUCCUUGUCCAAGCACAGGUUGAAAUCCAUAAAUAUCAUUCCAUUUAUGCGUUUGUCAUUUAGUUUUCGUAACAUUGGAUCUUUGACGUUAUACUGUCCUCAGUCAUGCGCGCAACCCUCUUUGGGGAUCCCCCUUACAGCUCUCGGAGUAGCUGCAUCUAUUUUGGCUCAGGUACCCAGACAUUGUAAAUUCCAAAACGUAUGACAUCGAUUUAUCUUAUUCAAAAGAUAACCAUAAUACAUAUUUCCAUAUAAGAACGUACAACUUAAAUUAUGGACCAAACAAUUUGACAUGAUUUUUUAAUUGGAAGAUUCUGGAUUAGUGGCAUCGCUGGUUGUUAUCGCCAUCUGUGGUAGCAUACCUUGUUAUUCCCAUCCCAAAUGAUGGACCUCGUACCGUAACAGACCACAAAGAAUGCGUAGUGAAUUUGUCAUAAUAAAGUAAUUUUCGUUUCACCUAUUUCUGUGUUGUCACCCAGGCUUGACUGCCACUCCCUGGUGAACAAGAACUUUCAAAAUAAACUCCAAUAUUCGCUUAUUUAAAAAUUUCCAUUUACACCUCUAACACCAAACCUUACAAUUACUGAAAGAUGAUAUUAUAUUUCAUAGUUAAGCUCAGAAUAGUUAGAGAGGCUACAUGUUUUUUUUUUGUUUUUUUUUCAUUUGCAGUCCCCUGGCAAUACGUGCAGCCAAUGACCAAAUGUUGCUUUUGGAGCGUGCAUUUCUCGACCCAGCAGGCUUACCGGAAAGACCCUUAAAAAAGUAACCAUGCCAUAAAGUAUUUCGUCUUAUAAUCGAUUGUUUUCAAUAUUGAUUUGUAAAAAAAAAUAUUUUUACGCCGCAACUUCGUACGUUACAAGAUGUUGUAAUUUUACACUUCAUCAAUGUUUUUCGUGCCUUAUAUUUAUAUUUUUUUAAAACAGAAUGAGCCUCUUAUUAGUUUGAGGUGGUAAGAGUUUAAUGCGUUUCCCUAAACGGGUUAACUAUCAGAAACUUCACAAUGAUUGGAAUCAUAUGUCAAUGAUAUGUCUUUACUUUUCAUAUUUGUCCACAGACACGUGAUCUUCGCCGAGGACGCCCACGACUCGUACGCGGGGACCAGCUUCCCCGGUCUCGUCGACCUUCUUUUCGAGAUCGAAAAACAUCCAGAGAGAUGGGAGAAGGUCAGGCAUCACUUCUCAGUGAUCUUACAGAUCAUCCAAUCAGCGGGCGCCACACUUCGUGACGUUACAAACUUCAUGCCUGAGAUCCCAUAACGCUAUGAUAUUCAUGCUCGAUAUGAUGAUUUUUAUGUUUGAAACCUGUUCUCCAUGAAUGUGUAAUGAGAUUUAGUAUUGCAGCGAUCCUUGGUGAAUUCACAAUCGGAUAGGUCAGCCCUGCACAACAUACGGUCCGCGGGCCGCGUGCGGCCCGCCAGCACCCACUUUGUGGCCCACGAAGUAAAAAAAUAUUCUUUAUUAUUAUUAAUUUCUUAAUAGCUUUCCCAUCUGUCCUAUUUUCUUUCGGCCCGCACAAGUUUUUGGUAAAGUAAUUCGGACCGCCUAACAUUUUGAGUUGUGCAGCCCUGGGAUAGGUCGUCUCAAUCCUCUUUUUAGUUUAUAAUUUAUUUUUCGCGAGCUCUGUAUGCAUGUUGCAUGAAUGACAGAUAAUGUUGUAGCCAUUGAAAUUAAGCUUUUGUGUAAUGUAUAUGCAUUAAUAGUGGUAUCAAUUACCUUAGCAUGUUUUGGUACCAAUUAUUAUCUACUUCGUAAAAUAACAACUGAUUUCGUUCUUAGCCAUCGUCAUUAUGUCAUUUGGAAUGCGGGAAAGUGGGGACAUCAUGGAAUAAUAAACCUAUGAGAUUACAGCAAAAACAAUUUGGGCACCCCCCCCCCCCCAAACAUCUC
Lymnaea stagnalis (great pond snail) is the source of this 25163-nucleotide messenger RNA. Lineage: Eukaryota; Metazoa; Mollusca; Gastropoda; Lymnaeidae. The record is from the annotation of a GenBank genome assembly.